Mesorhabditis spiculigera is the source of this 2967-nucleotide messenger RNA. The record is from the annotation of a GenBank genome assembly. Lineage: Eukaryota; Metazoa; Nematoda; Chromadorea; Rhabditida; Rhabditidae.
AUGGCAUGGACGUCAGCUACUCUGAAGGCGUAUGGUGCUUUGGAUGUGCACUUGCUGAAGUCGGAGCGCAGCAAGUUGCGGAUCGCCGUGUGUGACGCGCCGGGCCCGAUUGUCAAGGGAACGAUUUCUUUCGUGACCGAAAUUGACAACAACGACGGGCUGCCGCAUACCCUGGAACAUCUCGUCUUCCUCGGCUCGAAAAACUACCCCUACAAGGGCUUUCUAGAUAUUAUUUCGAAUAGGUGCUUCGGAAGUGGGACAAAUGCCUGGACUGACCAGGAUCACACCGCUUACACGCUGAACACGCUCGGAUCGGAUGGCUUCCUGAAAGUACUGCCCGUCUAUUUGGACCAUCUUCUUGAUCCGCUUAUUUUUGACGCCCACUACAAAACGGAGGUCCAUCACGUCAACGGGGCCGGCGAGGACGGCGGCGUUGUCUAUUCGGAAAUGCAGAAUUACGAAGGCGAUAUGGAAACGAUGGUCGGAGAGAAGGCCAAGACAGUGUUCUACCCGCCCGGAAACCCGUAUUCCGUCAAUACUGGUGGUGCGUUGAAGCAUUUGCGUGAGAGCUGCACCGUUCAGAAGUGCCGCGACUAUCAUAAGAAAUUCUACCACGUCGACAACAUGCUCGUCAUGGUCACUGGCAAAGUCGAUUUGAACGCUCUAAAAGAUAUCGUGGAGAAGGUAGAAACGAAAUAUAUGGACCGGAAACCGGCUGCUUUUGAUCGCCCCUUCACUUCGUUUGUACUGCCGAAGCUUGCUGAAAAGAAGGUGGCUCGCGUGCAAUGCCCAGUUGACGAUGAUUCGAGCGGCUACGUCGAGAUGUAUUGGUACGGCCCAUCCCCCACCAACUUCAAGGACAGCUCGGCCUUCACGAUUCUAGAGACUUAUAUGGAAGACACGGCAAGCGCGCCGCUGCAAAAAGAAUUUGUUUUGACCGACCAGCCUCUAGCCACCAACGCCUCAUUCUCGUGUCUCAUCCAGAAACCCUGCGUCUUCAUCUUGCGCUUCCAAAAUGUCCCCAAGGCGAAGUUGGACCAAGUGGAGGACAAGGCCCUCAAGCUUUUCCGCGACCAUGUGCAGGGGAAAAUCGACUUUGACAUGGAGCGCAUGCAAUCGAUCAUCGACCGAAAAAUCCUGAGCCUUCAAAACAACGUGGAAAAUGACGCCAACGACAUGAUGGUGCACCCGAUCAUCAACUAUCAGCUCUACUACGAGACCGAUCAGGAGCUGGAUGGCGCUUUUCAUGAAAUCGAGCUGCUGCGCAAACUGAGGGACUAUACACCCGAAAAUUGGCGAGACCUCUUGAAUGAAUAUGUCGUCAGCCAGCACCACGCUACGAUCAUCGGCGUGCCGGAUAAGGGGCUCGUGAAAAAGAAUGCCGCCGAAGAGGAGGCGCGCCUUGAGAAGCGAAAGGCUGAGCUGGGAGAAGCCGGUCUUGCAGCCAAGGAGAAGGAGCUGAACGAAGCCGUCAAGAUCACGAAGGAAAGCUACCCACCAAACGAGCUGCUUGACGACUUCAUUGUCAAGAACCUGACCAGCCUGAACAGGAUCAGCGUUCAAGCAAAGAAAUUACUGCCUGGUGAUGAUCACGCCAAUGACUUUGCCAAGCAGUUCCAGUGCCCUGCCGUACAGCAUACUGUCGAUUCGAAUUUUAUGCAGGCCGUCAUCUCGUUCGACACGCGCGGCAUCAGCGGCGAGGACAAGCUCUGGCUGAUGCUCUACAACUCGCUGCUUUUCGAGUCACCGGCAAUGAUCAACGGCAAGCUACACAGCGCCGAAGAGGUCUCACGGCUCUACACCAAAGAUCUGGUCACAUAUUCGAACGAUCCUGGUGUCUUCGGUGCCUACCAUCGCCUGAAUACACUGAAUCUGCGUGUAGACACGGUGCGCUUCAAGAAUCUCGCUCACUGGGCAAAGAUCUUCACGAAAGGCGUGCAGUUCGAUAUCAACAAGGUGAAAGUCAUCGCCAAAAAGCUCGCUUCUGAAGCCCAGGAGUACAAACGUGAUGGAAACAUGGUCUCCUCCGCUGCGUCGGCCUCGUUGAGUUAUCAAAAUGGCUCCGUUUCCGCCACCUACAACCACAUUCGCCUUGAAAAGUUCCACGAGAUGGUCGUCAAGCUGUGCGAUGAGAAGCCGAGAUUUGUGGAGCAGAAGCUGGAAGAGAUUCGUUCGACGCUAGCCGCUGCCGGCGCCAAUAUCCACAUCAUUGGAAACCCGGAGCGGGCCAAGGCUCUUCCGACGAGCGAAUGGGACUUUUUGCCAUGCUCCAAUAGCAACUUGUUCGAGGUGAAGGCCGGCGAGGAGACGACGCAGUACGACGAACAAGCGGCCAACGGCUUAGUGAUUGGCGUCGGUGGAACGGAGAGCAGCUUCGUCAGACAGACGAUCUCGUCUGGCGUCGGCUGGAAGAGCAAGGAAGCCGCCACCCUACUCCUUCUAUCGCAAUAUUUCAGCCAAACGGAAGGCCCGCUAUGGUGCAGAAUCCGUGGCAACGGCCUCGCCUAUGGCGCGAACAUUUAUGUUGAUCUGGAUGAGAAGACCAUUUCGAUGUCGCUGUACCGCUGCUCGGACCCGGUGAAGGCCUACAACAGCACUUUGGAGCUUGUGCGCGAGGUGCUCGACUCGGGCAAGCUGGACACUGCCCAAUUCGACUCGGCCAAGCGCUCGUUGAUCUUCGAACUGAUGGACAGCGAGCACGGCGUGAAGGGCGCCGCCAAACGCAGCGUGUUGGCCCAGUUGCGCGGAUUGGACAACGAAACGUAUAUGAGGAGCUUCUGCGAUGAGAUUCUGAACACGAGUGUGGAAAAUGUGUUUGCCGAGGCUGGUCCGAUCAUGAAGCGAAUCUUUACCAAACAAUCACUCGUCUUCGUCACCCAGCCCUCGAAAGCGGCCAAGAUCGGCAAGCAGCUGCCCGGCCUGCGUACCGUCAACGUCGACGACCUCGCGCUGAAGCCGCAAAAAUUC